CCUCUCCUGAGGACCUGGCGAGCCCAGGCCUAAGCGGCGGCCCCUCCAGGCCCCUGCAUAGCGCCCCGGGCCGGGGCCUUCCCCGCCUCGCCUUGCCCCGGGAGCCUGCCUCCCCCGCCGGGGAUGAGGCCGAGAGGCAGCCGCGCGGGCCCCAGCACAAAGGCUUGUCCCCAGGGGCUGCCUCCUCCUCCUCCACUGUUGCCACCGCCAGCCUAGAGCCGCCCGCCGAGGCGGAGCCGGCGCCCGGGCCCUCGUCCCCGCCGGUCCCCGGGGGCGGCUGCUGCCCGUCUUCCCAAAGCGCAGGAGCCCAAGCGCGGAGCCCCUUGCUCCCUCGGCUGCGGUGGGACCGGGCAGCUGCGCAGCCUCCGCGGCUCCCGUCCGUGGGGGGUCCGCGGAGCAUGUCGGAGGAGAGCGAGAUGGAGAAGGCCAUCAAGGAAACCUCCAUUUUAGAGGAAUACAGUAUCAAUUGGACUCAGAAGCUGGGAGCUGGAAUUAGUGGUCCAGUUAGAGUCUGUGUGAAGAAAUCUACCCAAGAGCGGUUUGCACUGAAAAUUCUUCUUGAUCGUCCAAAAGCAAGAAAUGAGGUUCGCCUACACAUGAUGUGUGCCACACACCCAAACAUAGUUCAGAUUAUGGAAGUGUUUGCUAACAGUGUACAGUUUCCUCAUGAGUCCAGCCCCAGGGCUCGACUCUUAAUUGUAAUGGAGAUGAUGGAAGGGGGAGAGCUAUUUCACAGAAUCAGCCAGCACCGGCACUUUACAGAGAAGCAAGCCAGCCAAGUAACAAAGCAGAUAGCUCUGGCUCUGCAGCACUGUCACUCAUUGAACAUUGCACACCGAGAUCUCAAGCCCGAAAAUCUACUCUUCAAGGAUAACUCUCUGGAUGCCCCAGUGAAGUUGUGUGACUUUGGAUUUGCCAAAAUUGACCAAGGUGACCUGAUGACACCUCAGUUCACCCCAUAUUAUGUAGCACCUCAGGUACUGGAGGCACAGAGAAGGCAUCAGAAGGAGAAGUCUGGCAUCAUACCUACCUCGCCAACACCCUACACAUAUAACAAGAGCUGUGACUUGUGGUCCCUAGGGGUGAUUAUCUAUGUGAUGCUGUGUGGAUACCCUCCUUUUUACUCCAAACACCACAGCCGGACGAUCCCAAAGGAUAUGCGGAGAAAGAUCAUGACAGGCAGUUUUGAGUUCCCAGAGGAAGAAUGGAGCCAGAUCUCAGAGAUGGCCAAAGACGUUGUACGGAAGCUCCUCAAGGUCAAACCAGAAGAGAGACUCACCAUUGAAGGAGUGUUGGACCACCCCUGGCUCAACUCAACUGAGGCCCUGGAUAAUGUGCUGCCCUCUGCUCAAGUGAUGAUGGAUAAGGCGGUGGUCGCAGGCAUCCAGCAGGCUCACGCGGAGCAGUUAGCCAACAUGAGAAUCCAGGAUCUGAAAGUCAGCCUCAAACCCCUGCACUCUGUGAACAACCCCAUCCUGAGAAAGAGGAAGUUACUCGGCACCAAGCCCAAGGAUGGUGUUUAUCUCCAUGACCGUGAGAAUGGAGCUGAGGAUUCAAAUGUUGCCUUGGAAAAGCUCCGAGACGUGAUCGCUCAGUGUAUUCUCCCCCAGGCUGGAGAAAAUGAAGAUGAGAAGCUGAAUGAAGUCAUGCAGGAGGCAUGGAAGUAUAACCGGGAAUGCAAACUCCUAAGAGAUACUCUGCAAAGCUUCAGCUGGAAUGGUCGUGGAUUCACAGAUAAAGUGGAUCGACUAAAACUGGCAGAAAUUGUGAAGCAAGUGAUUGAAGAGCAAACCAUGUCUCAUGAAUCCCAAUAACAAUGGCUUCAAACUUUUUUUUUACAAUUUGAAAUUGUAUUCUUUAAUGUAUAAAGGAAUUUUUAUGUAAAUUAAUAAAUCAUAAUUUCAUUUCCA
Messenger RNA from Orycteropus afer afer, 1910 nucleotides. It is a transcript of the gene MAPKAPK5, whose product is annotated as MAPK activated protein kinase 5. Gene Ontology annotation, cellular component: cytoplasm; nucleus. Gene Ontology annotation, biological process: peptidyl-serine phosphorylation; negative regulation of TOR signaling; protein autophosphorylation. NCBI's taxonomy places the organism in Eukaryota, Metazoa, Chordata, Mammalia, Tubulidentata, Orycteropodidae. The record is from RefSeq and is a predicted model, not a curated record. Gene Ontology annotation, molecular function: calmodulin binding; calcium-dependent protein serine/threonine kinase activity; ATP binding.